This is a messenger RNA of Pelodiscus sinensis (Chinese soft-shelled turtle), 2058 nucleotides long. The record is from RefSeq and is a predicted model, not a curated record. NCBI's taxonomy places the organism in Eukaryota, Metazoa, Chordata, Testudines, Trionychidae.
GGGGUGUUGCUGUCGCUGUCAGUUCCGGCUGUUUGUUCGGGAAGUGGAUCCAGUCCAGAGCCACCGCUGCCGUCUGAAGAGACCCUACCUCUCCCGUCCCCUCCGCUCUCCACUGGCCAUGGCCAGGGACUACGAUCACCUCUUCAAGCUGCUCAUCAUUGGCGACAGCGGUGUUGGUAAAAGCAGUUUGCUGUUACGCUUCGCAGAUAAUACAUUCUCAGGCAGCUACAUUACCACGAUUGGAGUGGAUUUUAAAAUCCGGACAGUUGAGAUUAACGGGGAGAAGGUGAAGUUACAAAUAUGGGACACAGCUGGACAAGAACGUUUCCGGACUAUCACAUCAACGUAUUACAGAGGGACGCAUGGGGUCAUUGUUGUCUAUGAUGUCACCAGUGCAGAAUCCUUUGUGAAUGUAAAGCGGUGGUUACAUGAAAUUAACCAAAACUGUGAUGAUGUCUGCCGGAUACUGGUGGGAAAUAAGAAUGAUGACCCAGAGAGGAAAGUGGUGGAGACAGAAGAUGCCUAUAAAUUUGCUGGGCAGAUGGGAAUCCAACUGUUUGAGACCAGUGCCAAAGAAAACAUUAACGUGGAAGAGAUGUUUAAUUGCAUUACAGAGCUGGUUCUGCGAGCAAAGAAAGAAAACUUAGCAAAGCAGCAACAGCAGCAACAGAAUGACUUGGUGAAGCUAACUAAGAACAGUAAACGGAAGAAGCGGUGCUGCUAAUACCCUUUACCUAAUGCAGAGACUCUGCUCUUACAGAUCAGCCUCUUCUAGACUUGGGCUACUUCACUGGGGCAGGCUUUGGGAGGACUCUCAGUUUUGUGCCAUUAUUUAAAGAUUUUUCUCCAUGUUUUCUAUCAAGAGGCACUGGCACCUUACCAUGUUAGUGCCAAGAAAGUAUCGGAUGGACACUUGCUCCCUUUCUUCUCCCCUGCUCACUCCAGUGCGCCUUGUAGGCCAUGUCCUUUCUUGUCUACCAAGUGGACUGAUUAAUCCAAGAGUUUGUAUAUAAUGUAUAUUGCUUUCCCCAGCCGCUCCUCCCUCUUGUCACUUUGGCUUAUGACUUCUUAAUGUCAAUCAAUCAUGAACUGCAGUUACCUUUUUAAAGAUAGAAUACGAAGUUCUUAACUCUAGUAGGCUCCAGGCUAGCAUCAAUUGUUGCUGAGGGUUUGGGCUCCGGGCUGGUGCCCCUGGGUCCUUUGGUUUCACUUUGAGUUCCAGGCUGUUACUGGGGCUUUGGCUUAAUUUUUCUAGGUCCCAGGGUUGCUGCUGGAGCCUGGGGUUUCACUUCACCAACCCCUGGGCUAGCGGCUGGUGCUGGGUUUCACUUUGUCAUGCUCCAGGUUUGUGGUCAGGACCUUGGGUUUCACCUUUGCUUUGUGGUGCAGCCCAGCUGUACAUGUGCUCUUUAGUUUGUAUUGAGAGAUUUAAAACUAAACCUGCAAAAAUUGGAUUUAUUUGGAUUUAAACUUUUUGGUUAUUUAAAAAAAAAAUGAAACUGAACUCCUGUGACAUCAGCUUCUGGGUUUGCUGGUUGUUCCAGGCAAGGGUCCAGACUCUUCUUGAGCGUAACAAGAUAGUGUGAAUCUGCCAAAAAAAAGCUCCUCAUGUUGCCUUAUCAAGUAGAUCUGAACUCAAAUGUGAAUGCUGGUGGCAAAGCAAUGCUUUCCAGAGAGAUGAAACAUAUGGCUGUGAAUCCAGCUCUUUGGGUUGGCUUUUGGAUCCAACAGUUGCUGCAGCAUCAUUCCCAGGAGUCUCCUGUCACAGUGGAGGACAGCUCUCUCUAAUGUAAAGAAAUGGAAAGUUAUUGCUCACAUUAUGUGGUGAUGGUUGUGGGUAGCGUUGUCUUUGUUCAGCCUAAUGAGACCAGAGUAUGUUACCAAACAGCAUUCCCCUGGCCUUCACUUGUGGGAAAAUAAGGACUCAGUUCAUCAAUCCCUGAAAUAGAUAUGUUUGGGCUGCUGAGUAACACAUGUUCAUCAACUGAUUAUCUAAGCAAAAAAGAAAUUCUCCUGAAAUACUGACUGGAAAGGGGUGGGGGCUGUGGCUGCUGGCCC